Molecule: messenger RNA, 1340 nt
Organism: Saprolegnia diclina VS20
Lineage: Eukaryota; Oomycota; Saprolegniomycetes; Saprolegniales; Saprolegniaceae
Exons: 8
Coding region: 16-1197 (393 amino acids)
Biological process (GO): snRNA import into nucleus
Cellular component (GO): nucleus; cytoplasm
Source: RefSeq, a predicted model, not a curated record
GCAAAUCCAAGAAGCAUGAGCUCGCGCCCAGACGGCUGGAAGCACCUUGGCCGGUCGGCGAACGAGGGCCAGGAGCGCCGGCGGCAAGACGCGAUCGCCCGGCAGCGCCAGGCCCGGCGGGACCUCACCAUGCAUGUCCGCGAGAUGGCGAUCCCGAGCGUUGGGGCCGACCUCGAGGACAUCACGGCGGGCUUGGACAUGGACAUCGAGGUGUCGUCGGCCAAGAGCCGCAAGAAGACGCGCGAGGACCGCGUGAAGGGCCGACGAUCGAUCUAUAGCAACCAGCUCAUGCACCCUGAGUGGAUGGUGGACAUUCCGAAUGCGCUCAAUGGCACGCACGCUGGCAACGGCGAAGGCUGGCUCGUCUUGCCGCGCCCGGACGGCAAGCGCUGCCUCGUGAUCGCAGCCAAUGGCACGACCAUUGCGCGGACGCACAGCGGAAGCGUACUCAAGAAGUUUCCGUCGGCGUUGCCCAGCGGCUCGCGCAAGACGAAAUAUGGCGCCGACCAGUAUUGCGUUCUCGACUGCAUCUUCAACGACGUCGACGGAACCUUUUACAUUCUCGACGUCAUGUGCUGGAAGGGCUACCUCUUGUACGACUGCACGGCCGAGUUUCGUUUCUACUGGCUUCAAGACAAACUCUCCGAGACGUCGGCGGUGAGUAUCUCGUCGGCCAAUCCAUUCGCUUUUCAGCCGAUUCCGUAUUUUGACUGCACGCCCGAGGGACUCUCAACUGCGUACCACGGCGCUUUCUCGUUCUCCAAGGACGGUCUUCUCUUCUACUGCAAAGCCGGUGUCUACACGCUCGGGCUCUCGCCGCUCGUGCUGCUCUGGAAGGACGCUACCACGAGUCCAUACCCGAGCCAGCUCACGAUUGUACUCACGGUCACCGAGACGUUUGCAUGUGAAACGAUCGAAGGACAUGUGCUCACGACGCUGUCCCCCGAGACCAUGACGGGUCAUGAGAUUGUGGCGGGCGACCUCGUGCGGUGCUCGAUCGAGUCGCUGGCAUGGACGAUUGCGGAUGACAGCACCGUGGUGGUUGAUGCGACUGGCGUUCAUUUUCAGAAACGCUGUUCGGCCCAGCGCGGGAUCGCCGACAGCUGGACCAAGAUUGCCCACAUUCUCAGCACCACGUGCUCGAUUCACAACCUCUUGGAGGCGACGGCCGAUGUCGCCAUGGACAUGGAAGGCUGAGUGCUGUACUUUUGAGUCGACUCUUGCGGCACCUGCCAUUGGCAUGUGAACGAGUGACGCGCCAGGGUAGUGUGUCGUAUCCUCCUCGUCGAUAUACAACCCACCUCGUCAUUUGCUUGAAACACGUGUCCGUUGAGCUCGUA